Molecule: messenger RNA, 1212 nt
Organism: Schistosoma rodhaini
Lineage: Eukaryota; Metazoa; Platyhelminthes; Trematoda; Strigeidida; Schistosomatidae
Source: the annotation of a GenBank genome assembly
AUGUCAAAUGCAAUAAGUGGCAGAAUAUUUAUACCAGUAUCAUUUGGUGCUUAUGCUACAUUAGAUUAUCCAUUCAUAGUAUUGUGGGGGGGCGAUAUUUACAGACCUUACAAAAAGCCAUUUUAUUAUUAUAAUAAAUAUAAAGAUAACCAAAAUUACUAUUAUUAUUCUAAUUAUAAUUCACAACCGGUGGUAUCCACUGGAUACAGUUCACCAUCAUCAUAUAAGAAUUAUGGAAAUAAUUAUAAUAAUGAAAUAUUAAAAAGUGAAAGAAAGGAGGGAAAUUCCUAUUAUUAUGAUAGAAAUACAAAUGAUAAAACUUCAUCUGCCAGUCAAAAAGAUGAUCGAAGUUAUAAUAAUGACAAUUAUCGAACAUCCUAUUAUGAUGAUAUUAAAUAUGCCCAGCCAAAUCAUAACACAGUUAAUAAAAAGAAAUCAAAUUCUAUGUAUAGUAAAUCUAAUUACAAGAUGCCUGAAGUUGCCAAUCCAUAUUACAGGGAUCGAUUACACAAAGAACCAAUAUAUAAGUAUAGAGCUGAUGUACCGAAAUUAAAGAAAUUCAGAUAUAAUGAUCAAUAUCAAGUGUCAAAAUCCUUUCAUUAUAAUGAUAAUCUUAAAAAAUAUCACAAUAAUAACAAACAAGUAGGUUAUCAAUCAAGUAAAUCUAUUAAUCAUCAUCAUCAUCAGCAUAUCAAUGAUCAUCUAAAUUGGUUAUCAAAUAAUAAUAAUAAUAAUAAUAAUAAUAAUAAUAAUAAUAAUAAUAAUAAUAAUGAUAAAUCUGUGAUCAUGAAAUUGAAAUAUUAUUAUGAUCAAUUUUUUGAUGAUAUGAAUAAACCAGGUUAUGAUGAUAAGAGUUAUAAUAAACCUAAAUAUCAAGAAUAUCAAAAUAUUAAACAUAUUUACAAGAAACCAACAGUCAAUAUUCGAAAAGUAUCAAAUGAUGUUUAUGAAGAAAGGAAAGGAAAGAGUAAAGAUAAAGAACGUCAUGAGGAAUAUGGUAAAGAUCAAUAUUAUGAAAAAUCAAAACCUGACAAUGAAAAGAAUUAUCUUGAUAAAAAAACAAAUUAUGAUGAGGUGAAAAAUAAAAAAAUUUCAGAAAAGAAAAAAUCUAAAUCAGAAGAUAAAAGUGAAGAGAAUAAUAAACAAGUUGAAAAGGAUGUAAAAUAUUCAAGGGAAGAUAAUGUAAUUAAAGUGAUUAAUGAAUACGCAUAA